UGCAAUACUAUCGACUUCAAUAUAAACCAAUAAAAUGACGGGAUUUGUCAAAGUUGGGUUUGUGGUGUUAUUACUUCUAAUGCUAUGUCAAUUUAUCCUUUUAAACCGCUACAAGAUAUUUAACAAGAAUAAACUGGCGAAAGUGCCGGAAUCGAGGGAAUAUUUCAACUUGCAAGACAACAUGAAUCAAAUCCAACAGAGGAGAAAACAUAUGCGAGCACACUGCUCUAGGCACACCAGAUCUUAUCCGAAUAAAGCUCGUCAUCAGGAGAAGGUAUACAAGAGGUUGUUGGUUAACGAACAGUAUAAAUUUCUCCUCUGUCCAGUAGCAAAGAUUGGCAGUACAUUUUUGAAAGCAGUUUUUAAAACACUAAACACAACGGAAAGGAACCCGAUAAGAACGCUUGAAAAUUCGCCAAUAAUACGCAAAGAACGAUUUCCAAUUUUGACGGAUUUUAACAAAACCGAACAAGAUAGAAUACUGAGAACAUAUACCAAAGUUAUAUUUGUCAGGAAUCCAUUCAGGAGACUUUUCUCUGGUUACCAAAACAAAUUUGUAACCAUAAAUUAUCCUUUUUGGUCAAGAGGAAUGCGUGCAGGAAUAAUAAAGACGUUUCGUCCAAACCCUAGUAAUAAAUCGCUGACCUGUGGCCAUGAUACAAAAUUUGAAGAAUUUCUUAGUUACGUAAUUGCGCUUUCUGAAAAGGGUGGAGUCGAAAACAUGGAUAUACAUUGGCAACCGAUUGAUAUCGAAUGUGAUCCAUGUAUGAUCGAUUAUAACAUUAUAGGGAAAAUGGAAACAUUUCAUAGUGACAUGCAGUACUUUUUGAGUACCAUUGGUGCAGAAGAUAGGAUAGAGCUUCCAAGGCCCGGAUCCUCUAGCUUGGAACAUCUCAGAUCUCGACUGAAAGGUGAAAUUAAGUGGGCCUUUAAUCAGUUGUCUAAGCUGAAGGACUGCAUAUCUGAAAAUGAAUACAGUAUGCGGAUUGUUCAAAACUUUGUGAGUCAUGGCUAUAUUGAACCUUUAGAUGCCACCGACCUCGACGAUUUAUCAAAAAUUCGCUAUGGACCAAACACAGCAGAAAAACUGACAAAAUGGAUCUUUAAUUAUGUGGAUAAAAGCAACAAGACAUAUUUAUUGAACCUUCCGGAAGAAACACAAAAAGCUGCAUAUGCUAGACUACCAAGGGACUUAUUAUUAAGAGCAAAAAUGGCCUACCUGAACGAUCUGGCAUUGUUCAGUUAUGAUUCACCCUAGCACUACUAGCUCUCAUUGAAAUAAACAAAUCGUAUUAAUUUGCAUUUUUAUCCUACAUGGAAUCUCAAUGUACCCAUUUUGAUGAAAUCAUUGUAUAUUUGUGCUUCAUUUUUAUGCGAGGCCAGAUCAAAAAGUUUCUUACCAAAUCCUAUUUUUAAUUCUAGAGAAAACAACCUGAUUUUUCAUGAAAUAUGCUUAUAGCAUUUAGCUUUAGCAUGCAUAUAUCAUUUGGAGUAUUUAAUGUUAUACUGUUCAUUGAGAGGUUACCAUAGCAACCAAACUUAGGAAGGAUGGAGAAGCAGUUAUAACUAAGCCUAAUUAACUGGGCCUAACUUUAUCUAAUACGGUCACAUACAUACUUGUACGUAUAUUUUGAAUGUCCAAUGUGUUCAACUGAAAUGGUGAUACGAUAAUACAAUGCUGUUUAUGUGAAACAAACAACACCCCAUGCAGACAGAUCGCCUAAAAUUACAUUCGUAUAAUCAUGGGCUCUACCACUCUUGAGCCUACUUUGCAUGGGUUCACAAACUUUUUUUACAUGCCUUGGGGUCCCCUACAUGAAUCUAAAGUCAAAUUGAAUCUAGGUGUUUUGGACACAAAUGGCCUUGGCCGUAGUACUAUAACGGCUAACUCGGGUUUUGAGGGCGCAGCUUAUGCCA
Owenia fusiformis is the source of this 1917-nucleotide messenger RNA. NCBI's taxonomy places the organism in Eukaryota, Metazoa, Annelida, Polychaeta, Sabellida, Oweniidae. The record is from the annotation of a GenBank genome assembly.